Messenger RNA from Besnoitia besnoiti, 3021 nucleotides. Its product is annotated as rhoptry kinase family protein ROP27. Gene Ontology annotation, molecular function: protein kinase activity; ATP binding. The coding region runs from base 1 to 3021 and encodes 1006 amino acids. Gene Ontology annotation, biological process: protein phosphorylation. The transcript has 8 exons. The record is from RefSeq and is a predicted model, not a curated record. NCBI's taxonomy places the organism in Eukaryota, Apicomplexa, Conoidasida, Eucoccidiorida, Sarcocystidae.
AUGAAGUGGGCAGCCACAGGCGCCAGUGGGGUCGGCUGCUGGCCGACUUGGCUCGUCAAACCUCUUGGACUUGCGAUGCUUCUUCUUCUCGUCUUCCUCGUCUCCGAAGUGUGCUUUCUGUGGCGCCUGCAGCAGAUUGACCCUGAGUCUCCAUCGCGGCUGCCGUACGUCGUGUCAUCCGGCACGCCUUCACUGCGUUCUCCCGAGCCUUCGCCGUAUUCCCCCCGCGUCAGCGAGGUCCUCCCGUAUGGAUCUUCGCCGUCAGACCAGAAAGAAGCGCUGCGCCUCCUCGAAAACAUUACAGGGAAGGGCUCUGCUCGCGCCGCUAACACGGGGCACGAACCUUCCGUACGGCGCCGGGCUGCUGCCGUCGCUGAGCGGCUGAGAGACACUCUGCCUUCUGUCUCUCCCACAUUGUCUGCUGAUAUCUCUACUAAGUCACCCCGUCUUCGCGCAGCACAGACUGGAAACUCGCCUCCGUCUCACUCGCCGCCCGAGGCUGACGGGCGCGGCGCCGCGUCGUCCCCCUCUUCUGUUCCAUGGCCUUCACCUGAAGGACUACCUGCGUCUUCAAAACAGUCUCCUGGGCUUGUGUCUCCGAACGCACUGGAGGUAUCCGCUGACUUGCACGCGUCGCCUUCUUCGCUCCCAGCGGCCUCCACCGCUGAAUCGGCGCCCGCGGUGUCACUGGAUUCUCGUGCCUCCGGUUCUGCGAGGCAGGGAGAAGAAGAGACGGCGGGGCGCGGGAGGAGGGAAAACGGAGGCAGCAGGGAACAGAUAAACGGGCAGAGCAAAAAGACAGAAGCUGCGCUCUCUGGAAACCGCUCGCCUGCUCGACUUGAGGAAGAGGAGCAGCUCGAGGACCUCCUGGCUCUUGGGAAGCUUACCGAAGACGAUGCAGCGCUUCUGCGUCUCCCCGAUCUUCUUCUCUCGCAGAACAACACGUUGUUCCAGGUGCAGUUCCUUUCUGACGCGGAGCGGAAGAGAUUCGAGGAGAAGCGUAGCCGCUCGUCGCACCCGACUACCCGUAAGGCCAAGAAGCGGCGCCCGGAGCACGCGUCGUCCUCUGGCUCUUCUUCUCCGCGGCGAACUUCCCACAAAGGGGACGUCGACCGCCGGCAGCGGGGCGGCCGAAACUUCCACGCGGUUGCUGCAGUCUCCUUUCCUGCUGGCGGACAGGCAGAUCCCUACUAUGGCGUGUAUGCAGGCUUCCAAAAACCAGAGAGCGUCGCUGCCUUCCCCUCUUUCCCGCCGCUCGCGGAAGCCGACCUCGCCUACGGGGAUGCGCGCCUUCUGCUUCCACAGGUUGAGACUGUGGGCCUCGCUCGUAGAGCAGGGUCGGCCGAGCGGCGCCUGAAGAACGAGGGAGAAGUCGAUGGCGACGAGCCCGAGGGCGACCGCAGAGACUCGCUCUCGCCCUACGCGUCCCCCGUGGAGAACGAUGAGCCCGACGCCGGCGCUCCGACCGCGGCGACCGAGAGCCCGGUAGGCGAGGAGGCGCGCGGCGGAGGCCUGCCGGCUGCGGCGGAGGGAGCGGCGGCGGCAGAGGCGAGAGGCGAUGACUCAGAGAAGCAGGAGGCGGCCACGCAAGGCCCCGAAACGCGAGCCGAAGAGACUAAAAAACAGGCAGGUGAGACGCCGGGUGAACACGCUCAUCGCUCGUACCAAGAUGCGCGUGUCUUCACGCGAUCUGUGGUGGGCAACUCGGCGCUGCGACAUGAAGUUCGCGAGAGCGGGGCUCGGUUGACAAACAUCGUGGCAGCUCUUUCGGAUUUCGAUAGAUCGAACGACGAAUUGUCGGGACGUGGGGAUGUCGACGGUCGGGUUGCGCCCAUCGAAGACGAGGAAAGCCAACUUGGCAGCCCCGCAGGCCCUGCCCACCCGCUGCGCCUUGCCGACCUCCCCGAAGUGAUUUUCAGCAAACCGUCGCGGAGCCUCGUCAAAGCCGCCGAAGGAAUGGAGAAAACUGGGCUGCCCCAAGAGAAAGAGAAGCUGGCUAGAAUCAUUCCAUUUGACAGGCCCUUUGAGGUCCGGAGCCUGGCGACGCAAAAGAAGAGGGCUCUCAUCUUUGAGGAUGUUCUGGGCGCCGGAGGCCAGGGCAUCGUCGUUCUGGCACGGGACGCGAACAGCCCAGACGUGCAGAUGGCAGUGAAGAUUUUCCGCAUCACGAAGAAGAACCGCGCAAACACGGCGCUGCUGGAGAUCUCCCGACUGCAGCGCCGGCUCCGGUGGGAAACGGCGAUCCUAAAGUACGCGCCGAAGGACAUCUCCUCGUAUGUCUGGUCCCAGCUGGCGCACCUGGUCAUGCCGCUGGAUAUCGUGGAGCCGGUGGAGAAGCUCGAAACCCCUCCGGAUGAACCGAUGCGCUACUGGCAUCAGUGGGUGAUCUUCGAACACUUCGCCGGAGACAUCACGCGUCUGAGGAAGCUUCGAAGUGGUUCUGGCCAGGCGCGUUUGGACGCGUCGAAGCAGAUGUUCAUGGCCUGUUUGCGACUGCACGACACAGGCAUGGUUCACUCAGACAUCAAGCUGGCGAACUAUUUUAUUUCUUCCGAGGGCCGAGUCUUCUUGGGAGACUACUCUCUUUCGCGCCCCAUCGGAGAUGUUAGCCCGUGCGUCGAAGGAACGCUUCGCUUUCUGCCACCGGAAAAUAUGGAGUGCAUCCGCGAUCACCAGAAAAACCUUAUUCUCUCCCCGAAGAAAGACACGUGGGCGGUGGGGGUUGCCCUCUACAAGCUCUGGUGUCGAAAUCUGUUCCCCUUCCAGCUGGACACGCUUCAGUCGGACGAGGUCAUUGGCCGCGUCGCGGAGGUAACCCAGAGCGAUCUGGAUUUUUAUCCGUGCUCGCCAAACAUGCCCACGGCCAUGAUAGAUUUGAUCAUGCGGAUGUUGGACCCGAAUAUCGAGACUCGGCCGACGCUGAGGGAACUUUUCGUUUCUCAUCCUGUCUUCACAGAACUAAGGAAGGUGAUUUUAAGGUAUACUCUCUCCGAUCUGCUCGCCGAGCAAGCCGGGCAGUAA